Molecule: messenger RNA, 918 nt
Organism: Ectocarpus sp. CCAP 1310/34
Lineage: Eukaryota; Phaeophyceae; Ectocarpales; Ectocarpaceae
Source: the annotation of a GenBank genome assembly
AUGACCUUCGUGAACGAGCAAGGACUUGGGAUCCACGUGAAAACACAGCACAGCAAUGCAACCAUGUCCAACGGCUUGCGGCUGCAGCGGAUGCUAGGGAAGACUCCCAAAGGGUAUGUUCAGCCGUGGGGAGAAGCCGGGCCUGGACGUUGUUGGCACGUGAAGGUCGAUGGUGCGACGGGGGCGGCUUCGUUCGUCCUCCAACGGAAGCGCUUCCGCGAUCUCGACUUGGAAAGCGACGGCUUUACGGACCGCAAAGUCAAGGAGACUCGUGGAGCUGUGAAGCGCAAGCGAUACGAUGUCAGGUUCAAAGCCCUUGUUGUGACCCAGCUGCGCCUCCUCCAGGAAGACGCCGCAGACCUCUUCAAGGAGGAGCAGCUCACGCCUCUCCAGUACUUAGAGGACCGUCUCAAGGUUAACUACAGCCUGAUCGUGAAGUGGGCUCAGGACGAGGCCAAUAUAGUCCAAUCGGCAGCAGAUGACGUGAAGAAGACCCUCCUUGCCAAACAGCAGCCAAAGCGGUGGUUUCCUGAGGAAGAGAAGAAGCUGUACAAUAUGUUCUUGGCGCGGCGGAGGAGGAAGCUGAAGGUGUCGACCCUGUGGCUGACGGUCACGUUCCGGAAGCUCGUGCAAGAGAAUCACCCUGAGGACCAACGGGCGGCGGCGUUCAGCGCGUCCUUCAGGUGGGCACGAAAAUGGGCAAAGAGGCAUAAGCUGUCCAAACGGCGCAGGAACAACAUCAAGAACAAGGCACCCGAGGCAUCGGACGUGUCGGCGAUGUCGACGGUCGCGGAGGGAGAGUCCAGAGAUCCCAAGUACGGUCAGUUCCAGCUCUGGGAGCGUUGGAAUGUGGAUCAAGUGCCUUUGCCAUUCGUGAACGGGCUGAUCAGCACGUGGGAGAAGACAGGCGCGUUGCGU